CAGAACUGCUUUCAAGUGGUUACGAGCUGUCACAGUAUCGUAAUUAACAACAACGAUUUUUUGGUGCGCCAUUGCUUCCGUCAGAGGUGACGCGGUCAAGAAAUGAAGCAGCCAUUUUGUAUCUAUCACAAAGAUAAACCAAGAAGGAUUCCCUGCUUUUAAAGACCUUAAAAGCCAACCUGAUUUUAUCCAAGAACUCGCAUAGAAUGCCUCAGUAUCCAGAGUCAAAUUAUACGUAGCCAUGGCUGACAGGAGAAAGUUGCAAGGUGAAAUCGAUCGUUGUCUGAAGAAAGUGACAGAAGGUGUUGAGGCUUUUGAAGAUAUCUGGCAGAAGGUAAAUGUCAAUACUGCUGCAAACACCAAUCAAAAAGAAAAAUAUGAGGCAGAUCUCAAGAAAGAAAUCAAGAAAUUGCAGAGGUUGCGAGAUCAAAUCAAGACAUGGCAAGCUUCAAGUGAUAUCAAAGAUAAGAAAAUCUUGUUGGAGAAUAGGAAACUUAUCGAAACACAAAUGGAAAGGUUCAAAGUGGUGGAGCGAGAAACAAAAACUAAGGCAUACUCAAAAGAAGGUCUUGGUGCUGCAACAAAGCUUGACCCGGCCGCCAAGGAGAAGGGCGAAGUUGCUAACUGGUUAUCGCACACAAUUGAAAACCUCAAUAUUCAGUUGGACUCUUUCGAAAGUGAAGUUGAGCAGCUGUCUGUGACGACAAAGAAAAAGAAGAUGGACAAAGAUAAACAAGACAGGUUUGAUGAGUUGAAACGAUAUCAAGAGAGGCACAAUUUCCACAUAAAACAGUUGGAAACAAUCAUGCGAAUGUUGGACAAUGAUGCAAUAUCUUUAGAUCAGAUUAAAAAGAUUAGAGAUGACGUGGAGUAUUAUGUGGAUUCUAAUCAGGAACCUGACUUUGCAGAAAACGACUUUUUGUAUGAUGACUUAGAUCUGGAUGAAUUAGGAAAUGUAGUGCCCUUAGCGACAUCUCCUGGUGAUGGAGAUGACUUUUUAACAGACAAAGCCCCAAGUACCCCUACAUCAACUAAUUCAAGUUCACCCUCACCUAGUCCUGGCCUCCCUCAAAAUCAUUCCAAGGUAAAGGUUAAUCUGCCCAUAGUAACAACGCCAACAAAGGUUUUUUCUACCCCAACAAAACAGCUGUCCAGUAAUUCAACAUCCCAAAAUUCAGUUACGGUCAAUAGUAACCACUCUCCAACAUCGCCUCCCCCAAUCACAGGGAAUGCAGCAGCAGCGAGUGGCCAACCCAACAACAACCCAGGUUCUCUACCACCUCGGCUUUCCAACCCUAACCCAUCUGUGUGGCAGCGCUCUGUUGUCAAUCCCAGGCAGCCAUUAGUGUCUGACUCUAAUCGACUGCAGGAAGUGAAAACGCCGCCAAAUUCCAUGGAGGCAGUGGGAGCCAGUAGUGCUGUAACAAACAAUAGUGCCGCCUCAACGGGAAACAAUUCUGUGAACUCAAUAAACUCUACAGCAAACUCACUACCAUCGUUAUCACACGUCUCCCUGCCAUUGGGGAUGGGUGCCUCCACUGCUUUAACAUCCGUCACUACGUCUUUAAACUCGUCACAAAGUAAUGUCAGUGCCCCAACACCACCAGUUAUGAAUGGGCCGGUCAGCAGUGUUGGCCCAAAGAUUUCAGACUUCUCUCGAGGAUCUCCUUUGCCAUCAGCUGACUCAUUGUCCAGUCUAAAGUCUAUAGCAGAGCAAGCAGUGAUGAGUGCAGGCUUACAAAGCCAGUUACAAACACCUCAUGUAUCAUCAGCAGAUACAACAAAAGGUCUUUUUAACAGCUCAACCCUCACACAAGCUCCAGGUCAGCCCACCGCGCCCUCACCCGAUCUUAGCCAGACGACGCUUCACCAACAGCAACCUCAGACAACAACAAUACACUUAAACCCUUUGCUAGGGGUCGCCCCUUUAGGCCAAGUUCCACUGAACAAAGAGCACGGAUACCAGAUCCACAUGUUGGAAGGGGCCUUUCAUCAUUUACCACAUCCUUCGGAUUCAGAAAGACUUCGACAUUAUCUGCCUCGGAACCCUUGUCCUACUCCAUCUUACUAUCCCCAAGUACCGCCGCCUCAUGCUGACUCUUCUGACUUCUUUCAAAGGUUGUCACCAGAAACAUUAUUCUUCAUAUUUUAUUACAUGGAGGGCACAAAAGCUCAAUAUUUAGCUGCCAAAGCCUUGAAAAAGCAGUCAUGGAGGUUUCAUACAAAGUAUAUGAUGUGGUUCCAGCGACAUGAAGAGCCUAAAACCAUAACUGAAGAAUUUGAACAGGGCACAUACAUCUUUUUUGAUCAUGAAAAAUGGGGCCAACGGAAGAAGGAAGGGUUCACAUUUGAAUACAGAUAUCUGGAAGAUCGAGACUUAAGCUGAAGUCCUGUGGCAGAGACUGGUUGUAUCUUGUGAUCUAAUCACUAGGUUUUGACUGAACACCAGAUACACAGGAGUUAUGGUGAAGCAGCUACGCAAAUCGACCAGGUUUUGGUUGGUGGGACAGGGAUAUCCUACUUACAGAGAUCAGCUGGUCUGGUGAAGCUACGGCCUGGUUUGUUGGUAUGGAUGUCCACCAGGCUUCCUUCACGUUACAUACAAGUCAACGAGCCGUGCAAAAGUUUUGGGGUGUCGUUUCCCAUCAGUAACUUAAAAAUAAAAGAUUAGUAAUGAGCUAUCUAUCGUUUUAUCAUGGAGUGGAAGAGACGCACCAGAGGAUGAUGUGGAGACAUUACUCUUUGUCAUCAUCCUUAUUUUUGUACAGCAGCUUUCUGGUAUCUCCCCUUCCAUUGACUCUAGUAGGGCCCUGCUGUGCUGUUAUAAAGUUAUAGUAGGGCUCAUUGUAUAUAGUAAAAGAGCAGUGGAAUGGAGGGCUACUAGGAAUGCCAGCUGGCUGAAAAGAAAAAAUGAAAAAAGAAAAACUGACAAUAAACA
Messenger RNA from Liolophura sinensis, 2938 nucleotides. Its product is annotated as CCR4-NOT transcription complex subunit 3-like. Gene Ontology annotation, biological process: regulation of DNA-templated transcription. The record is from RefSeq and is a predicted model, not a curated record. Gene Ontology annotation, cellular component: CCR4-NOT core complex; nucleus. NCBI's taxonomy places the organism in Eukaryota, Metazoa, Mollusca, Polyplacophora, Chitonida, Chitonidae. Bases 242 to 2386 code for a protein of 714 amino acids. The transcript is spliced from 18 exons.